AUGACCGACCUCCGACCUUACGUACGGUGGCAGCGACAGUGUGACGUCUCGCCGGCGGAAGUGAUGUACUCCGUUGUUCACUGCGUGUCUCGUUUCUGGACACAGGACACCUUCUUCACUCCACAGGAUAGCCUUUCUGAGGAUGACGACAGCUUCAGUGAAUCUAACAUAAGUAAAGUGUCAGCAGGAGAUAGCAGACAUGUGUUGGCCGAGAGAGGACGGCGAGUGUCACGCAACCUACAGGAUCUGGGUGUCUUCACUCGACAGACCAUGGGUCAUGUGAUGGAUAGAACAAGUGGAACUCCUGUGAAGCUUCUGACAAACUUAUUUGCACUGGAAUUUCCAAAAGAGUGGCAACUGUAUCAGUACCAUGUGGAUUUCAAUCCUUCCAUUGCUUCUAUGAGACUGAAGGCAGCUUUGCUGUAUAGUCACAGCGAAAUUUUGGGCCAAGGUCGUGCCUUUGAUGGAGCCAGCCUUUUCCUGUGCCGUAAGCUCGAAGAGAAGAUUACAGACCUCACCAGUACAACAAAACGUGGUGAAGAAGUGAAGAUAACAGUGACGCUGACAAGUACACUGCCGCCAGGGUCCCCCGUCUGCAUUCAAUUCUAUGGGGUUCUUUUCAAGAGGAUCUUUAGAUGCCUUAACAUGUACCAAGUGGGACGCAAUUACUACAAUCCUUCCAAUCCUGUGGAAAUCCCUCAGCAUAAGUUGAUGCUGUGGCCUGGAUUCUCAAUAUCUGUUAUGCAUCUGGAAAGGCAGUUAACUCUGAGUGCGGACGUCAGCCACAAAGUCCUGCGUAAUGAGACGGUCCUAAACUCCAUGAACGACAUCUACACAAGGGUACCGGAAGAAAGGUUCACCGAGGCCUGCGAGAAAGAGUUUCUGGGGCUGGUUGUGCUAACCAGGUACAACAAUAAAACUUAUAGGGUUGAUGACAUUGAUUGGAACACCAAGCCAACAGACACAUUUCCAAGGAAGGACGGCAGCGAGAUUACGUAUGUGGACUAUUAUAAACAGCAAUAUAAUCUGGAGCUGACUGAUUUAUUCCAACCCAUGCUGGUCAGCACCUUGAAAGUUAAGAAGAAUGAUGCAGCUGAUGCUCCCCGUGCUGUGCACCUGAUUCCAGAACUGUGCUAUCUUACUGGGCUGUCAAGCCGCGCCCUUACGGACUUCCGUCUGAUGAAGGACCUGGCCAUGGAGACUCAAGUAAACCCGGAACGCAGGCAGCAAAGAUUGCAGAGCCUGGUGGACAGCAUUGAGGGAUGUUCAGCAGCGAGUUCCGAACUGACAAAGUGGGGAAUGCGAUUGGAUAAGCAAAUAUCCCUUACCGGUCGUCUGAUGCCCCCAGAGAGAAUUUGUAUGAGAGACAAUAUAUGUCAACCUAUGUCAGCUGCUGACUGGGGCCGUGAUACUCGGGAUUCAAGAAUAAUCGCCGCAAAACCCCUGAACAGCUGGCUGCUGCUUUUCAGCCGUCGCAAUGAAGACGUAGUUGAGAAGCUGCUCUACAACUUGCAGAAGGCUGGCAGUGGAAUGGGCUUUGAUAUCGAACACCCCAAAAUAAUACCAGUGGAAGGCAGUUCAAUUUCUUUUAUACGUGCUCUGCAACAAAACGUGAACCGGGAUCUUCAAAUGGUGUUUUGCAUUCUGCCAUUUAAUUCAAAAGAUAGCUACGAUUCCAUUAAGAAGUUUCUGAGUGUGGACAUGCCUGUUCCCAGCCAGUGUGUGCAGAGCCGUACACUAAACAGACCACAAAUGCUAUUGAGCAUCGCCAGCAAAAUUGCCAUGCAGAUGAUCUGCAAGACGGGAGGGGAGCUCUGGGCCGUGGAGAUCCCUCUUAAGUCUCUCAUGGUGGUUGGGAUAGAUGUCAACAAAGAAGCACUAAAUAAAUCUCAAUCAGUCGUUGGGUUUGUGGCCAGCACCAACUCCAGGCUCACAAAGUGGUUUUCUCGGUGUAUCAUUCAGAAAACAUCAACAGAUUUUGCUGAUUGCCUGAAAGUGUGCAUGCAAGGUGCCAUUGAAAAGUGGAAGAGUUACAAUAAUGAUCUGCCUAAGCGCAUUAUUGUUUAUCGCGAUGGAGUUGGAGACGGCCAGUUACAGAUGGUUUUGGAUUAUGAGAUUCGUCAGCUUCUGGCAUGCUUUGCAGGGGCCCAGAGUGGUUACAAUCCUAGAAUGACAUUUGUCGUAGUGAGGAAGAGAUGCACCACCAGGUUCUUCAGUAAUAUUGGCCGAGGGUUGCAGAACCCACCAUUGGGCACUGUGGUUGACAGUGUGGCUACAAGACGUGAGUGGUAUGACUUUUUCCUGAUAAGUCAAAACGCUCGCCAGGGAACAGUGAACCCUACGUAUUACAACGUACUUUAUGACUCCAACUGUCUAAAACCUGAUCACCUUCAACGUCUGACAUACAAGCUUUGUCAUCUGUACUACAACUGGCCGGGGGUGAUCCGAGUGCCAGCUCCAUGCCAGUACGCCCAUAAACUUACCUUCCUGGUUGGGCAGAGCAUUCACCGGGAGCCAAGUAUGGAGCUUUCUAAUACUCUGUUUUACCUGUGA
Nanorana parkeri is the source of this 2553-nucleotide messenger RNA. RefSeq names its product piwi like RNA-mediated gene silencing 4 (gene PIWIL4). Gene Ontology annotation, cellular component: P granule. The coding region runs from base 1 to 2553 and encodes 850 amino acids. The record is from RefSeq and is a predicted model, not a curated record. The transcript is spliced from 21 exons. Gene Ontology annotation, molecular function: piRNA binding; protein binding. Gene Ontology annotation, biological process: regulatory ncRNA-mediated gene silencing. Lineage: Eukaryota; Metazoa; Chordata; Amphibia; Anura; Dicroglossidae.